AUGAAUUGGAAUAAAGGUGGACCUGGUACUAAGAGAGGCUUUGGUUUUGGUGGAUUUGCCAUAACACCUGGAAAGAAAGAGGAGCCUAAGCUCUCUCAACAGUCUCAUAGUGCUUUUGGAACAGCUGGUUCUUCUGCUGCAUUUGCAAAAUCUGGACCCCCUCAGCUGCCUUCUUUCUACAAAAUUGGGUCAAAGCGAGCAAAUUUUGAUGAAGAGAAUGCGUACUUUGAGGAUGAAGAGGAAGAUUCCAGCAAUGUCGAAUUGCCGUACAUUCCCGCAGAGAAUUCCCCCACUCGCCAGCAGUUUCAUUCCAAAUCGGCAGAUUCUGACAGCGAUGACGAUCCUCUGGAGGCAUUCAUGGCUGAAGUGGAGGAUCAAGCUGCUCGAGACAUGAAGAGGCUUGAAGAUAAAGACAAAGAAAAAAAGAACGUUAAGGGUAUUCGAGAUGACAUUGAAGAGGAAGAUGACCAAGAAGCUUAUUUUCGCUACAUGGCUGAAAACCCCACUGCUGGUGUGGUCCAAGAAGAGGAAGAGGAUAACCUGGAGUAUGAUAGUGAUGGGAAUCCAAUUGCACCGUCCAAAAAAAUCAUUGAUCCUCUUCCACCCAUUGACCAUUCAGAGAUUGAAUAUCCACCGUUUGAGAAAAAUUUCUAUGACGAGCAUGAGGAGAUCACCAGUCUCACCCCGCAGCAAGUAGUGGAGUUACGUCAUAAACUAAAUCUCCGGGUCUCUGGUGCUGCUCCUCCGAGGCCUGGCAGUAGUUUUGCUCAUUUUGGGUUUGAUGAGCAACUUAUGCAUCAAAUUAGGAAAUCUGAAUAUACCCAGCCCACUCCUAUACAAUGCCAGGGUGUUCCGGUUGCACUAAGUGGUAGAGAUAUGAUUGGCAUAGCGAAGACUGGAAGUGGAAAAACAGCAGCUUUCAUCUGGCCGAUGUUGAUUCACAUCAUGGAUCAAAAGGAGCUGGAACCGGGGGAUGGUCCCAUUGCAGUGAUCGUGUGCCCGACCAGAGAGCUUUGCCAACAGAUCCAUUCUGAAUGUAAGCGCUUUGGUAAGGCAUAUAAUCUGCGCUCCGUAGCUGUGUAUGGAGGAGGAAGCAUGUGGGAGCAAGCCAAGGCCCUGCAGGAGGGGGCAGAGAUCGUUGUCUGCACACCAGGUCGUUUAAUUGAUCAUGUGAAAAAGAAAGCUACAAACCUUCAAAGAGUGACUUACCUUGUGUUUGAUGAAGCUGACAGAAUGUUUGAUAUGGGUUUCGAGUAUCAGGUCAGAUCCAUUGCAAGCCACGUGCGUCCUGACAGACAGACCCUCUUGUUCAGUGCCACUUUCCGUAAGAAGAUUGAGAAGUUGGCUCGGGAUAUUCUGAUCGACCCAAUUCGAGUUGUGCAGGGAGACAUUGGAGAGGCAAAUGAAGAUGUUACUCAAAUUGUGGAGAUUUUCCCCUCUGGCCCUAGCAAAUGGAACUGGCUGACUCGACGCCUCGUGGAGUUCACAUCUUCUGGGAGCGUUCUCCUGUUUGUCACCAAGAAGGCAAAUGCAGAAGAGCUGGCCAAUAACCUCAAGCAGGAGGACCAUAAUCUGGGGCUGCUUCAUGGUGACAUGGACCAGAGCGAGAGGAAUAAAGUCAUUUCAGAAUUUAAGAAGAAGGGGAUCCCCAUACUGGUAGCUACUGAUGUGGCAGCUCGUGGGUUAGAUAUUCCUUCCAUUAAGACCGUGAUCAAUUACGAUGUGGCUCGGGACAUAGAUACGCACACCCAUAGAAUCGGCCGUACUGGCAGAGCAGGCGAGAAGGGAGUUGCCUACACUCUGCUGACUCCCAAAGACAGUAACUUUGCUGGUGAUCUCGUCAGAAAUCUGGAAGGCGCUAAUCAACAUGUUUCCAAAGAGCUGUUGGAUCUAGCAAUGCAGAACCCGUGGUUCCGGAAAUCACGUUUUAAAGGAGGAAAAGGCAAGAAGCUGAAUAUUGGCGGUGGUGGCUUAGGAUACCGUGAACGUCCAGGUCUGGGAUCAGAAAAUUCUGACCGUGGAAACAACAACAGCGUGAUGAGUAACUACGAGGCGUACAAGCCAUCCACCGGGGCGAUGGGAGACAGACUUACGGCAAUGAAAGCAGCUUUUCAGUCCCAGUAUAAGAGCCACUUUGUUGCUGCAAGUUUAAAUAAUCAAAAGACUGGUAGCUCCGCUGCUGGUGCUAGCGGCUGGACCAGCGCUGGGAGCUUGAACUCAGUACCGACGAGUUCAGCACAGCAAAACGCUGCCAAUCCUGAUGGCCCCAUUGCAGCCGCCACAGCAGCAAAGCGUGUUCCGGGUUUCACCAGCACGGGGAAUUUGAGCAGCAUUCCCACCUUUCCCAGUGUCGGAGUACAGGGCUUCAACAACACAAAUCCCAGCGCCAACACUCGAGAAGGCAGCGGCAGCCGCAGCACCAGAGAACGAUACAACGACAACCGGAACAGUCGCCACAAUGAGAUCCCACGCCGCGGAGAGGGUGGUGGUCGCUACAAUGAUGUGCAACGCCACGGGGAAGGAGGCGGUCGCCACAGUGACGCUUCUUACCGCCACGGAGAGGGCCGACACGGCGACAACCAUCGCCAUGGUGAAAGCCGGCACUUCGCUGAUGUGGGCAGUGGCAAUCGCAAUAACGUGCACGCUUUUAGCAACGAAGGUAGGAACAACGAGAACAGGAAUGGUGAGAACAGGAAAGAUGCCAACAGCCGAGACAACAAGACAGAUGGUUUUGCUGUCCCAGAACCCCCAAAACGUAAGAAGAGCCGGUGGGACAGUUAAAAGCUGGUGUUUCACAGCCUGGAAUCUCUGCAGGUAGUGUUGUCUUUUUCCAGAGGAUUUCUUGGGGUUUUUGGUAACUGGUUGAUGAGCAGCUGGGGGAGGAGAAGGAAACCAUGCAAACCACCCGUGCAAGUCUGGGCCAGUACAUCUGCGGACAGAUUCACUCUAAUGAUGUGUACACACAAUGCUUAGUCAAAGAGAAAUCAUUUUGAUAAAGCUCCCUGGGUUCUGCUUUUAAACAUUCAGUGCUCAAGUGACUCUGCUGGAUUUAAACAGAUCUUCUUGACAAGAAAGAAGCUGUUUCAUGUCCUUGGAACGUUAAGAAACUGUUGUCCAUAGAAGUUUAAGGUAGUGUUUUCUUAACCAGCGUUCACAUUUGAAAAAAAUCAGUCCAUCUAGAGAUGCUCAGGACCCACUGUUAAACAUUGUUAAUCUUUCGGCAAUUUGUUCAAUAUGGUAAGGAAGAACUCUUUUGUUGACACAUGUCAGCACCCACCUCUGUCUUGUUUCUACUGAAAGAAGUAUCGGAAACUGUCAGGUUUUUGUGACAUUGUGAUGUUUUCUUUAUCAGCUGUGCAUUUACUUUCUGCUUGCUCUAGUAAAUGUUUUAUUACUGGGACAAAAA
This is a messenger RNA of Pterocles gutturalis (yellow-throated sandgrouse), 3406 nucleotides long. RefSeq names its product DEAD (Asp-Glu-Ala-Asp) box helicase 42 (gene DDX42). The record is from RefSeq and is a predicted model, not a curated record. Gene Ontology annotation, molecular function: RNA helicase activity; ATP binding; RNA binding. Lineage: Eukaryota; Metazoa; Chordata; Aves; Pterocliformes; Pteroclidae.